Molecule: messenger RNA, 473 nt
Organism: Bradysia coprophila
Lineage: Eukaryota; Metazoa; Arthropoda; Insecta; Diptera; Sciaridae
Source: RefSeq, a predicted model, not a curated record
UGUUUUGUUUUUCACGGAAAUGAAAAAACAAUAGGAACAGCGCAAAUAUUUUUCCAUUGCAGACAUGUGGUGUAUGUUUGCUUUAAGCUAUUUAGUAUAAAAUGGGCCAGUUCGAAUGUGAAAUCGUAAGUAAUAAUCUGACUGUGAAUCCCUAGUGUUAUAAAUUUGCUGUGAAAUUUAGAGAAAUGAAUAAAAUAUUGACGUUGAUGAUUGGCAUGCUACUCGUGGCAUCGCUUGGACAAAUUAAUAAUGUUGAAGGACAAGAUGAUUUUUUCGGCAGACCACCACCGCCAAUGAUCCCACCAACUUUGGCACCUCUUGGUCCUCCACCAUUACCACCUGCAACACAGCCUCCCAUGCCACCACCGACACAAAUGCCACCCACUCCAGGACCACUUGGACCACCACCAUUUUGAUUUCCUUGUUCUGAAUCAAGCUGUUAAAACUAUUUAAUGAAAUAAAUAAUUUUACUA